Messenger RNA from Heterobilharzia americana, 7989 nucleotides. The record is from the annotation of a GenBank genome assembly. Lineage: Eukaryota; Metazoa; Platyhelminthes; Trematoda; Strigeidida; Schistosomatidae.
GGGGUAUCUAGUUAAUACGCUUCCGCAGCUGCUGUGUGCGUUGAUGUCCUUGAGAUGUACUUUAGUGUCCACCAAAAGUACUUGAUAUGGGAUAUUGUAGUGUGGCGUUAUUUCAAUCUCAAGGCUGUAUAUACUGCGGACAUGUGUUUGAUAUGAAUGGUGGCUUAUAUGACGAUUCUGAUGAUGAGUAUUAUGACUGUCAGUCAGAAGCCUCUCCACGAGACAAAGGCUCUGGUGAAGUUUUUGUCGAUCCGAAAAAGGCCUAUUUGAAGUUACGUGGCAUUAAGGGUGCCAGGCUGAAACUAUUCUCUAAUCACGUUGAUGCUAACAAAUACGCAAGCACACCAGUUGAUGAAGACAAGUUCAUUAGUCAGUAUCCUCCUUCGCCAAAACCUGACGUAGAAAGCAGUCCGUACCCUAGUGUUAGCCAACAAACUCUCAUUCGUUUUCGUUCACUAGUCAACAGUGGGAAUAUUGAUGAUGUUAAACGAAUGAUUGAUGAAAAUCCAAUGGUCCUGGUGACGUCAAGUGAUACACCGACAAUAUUGCAGAUACGCUUUCGAUACAAUGCACUGCAUGUAAUUGCUGCAAAUGGAAAUGUUGGUUUACUUCGACUUCUUUUGGAUUAUUUUGAUUGUGAAAAAUUUUGGCAACGUCUUUAUCCAAAUGCUACCAAAGAAGCAUCUUAUUGGCGUCAACAAUAUGUACUGGAUUUAUAUUUGAAUAGUCCUGAACUUGGAAACUAUGAAACUCCCCUACAUUUCGCUAGCAAAUAUGGACAUGUUGACUGUGUUUCAAUUCUUGCUCGACAUCCUUUAACAAAAAUUAAUCUUGUGAAUGUUACAGGUCAGACACCUGCAGAUGUAGCUGCUAGUCGUUUAAUAAAUCAGAAAGGAAUGUCUCUUUCCUGUACAGAUUCCUAUCAUAAUUUAGCUGAUAGAAUACGACAAGCUUUGAAUGAAAGUUAUAUUGUACUCGCAGAUAUUAAAAACUUAAAGUCAACUAUAAUUCAAACAAAAAUUUUACCACCUUUAGAUACACGUAAAUUUCAAGCCUUAUUGAGUCAUUUUGCAUUGAAUUCUUGUAAAACAUUUACCAAUACAACUACAGUCAAACCAUAUUGUUGUAUACAUAACUUUUCAGAGCAUAGUAAUUAUCAUUCUAGAAAAUAUAUUGAGAAUUAUACUUAUACUGAUGAUUUCCUAACAUAUUUUGAGUGUGAAGGUCAAUUGCAUCGAUUACGAGGCUUCUCAGGACCGAUGUCAUUAGAUAAAGCUGUUCAAUUUCGAAAGAAAUGGCUUCAAUACAAUAUGCCUAAUUCUGUUCAUUGUAAACCUUUUGCAUGUUUACGUUUGACUGAUGCUGAAAGAGGAUAUGAACGUCAGGGGAGGUAUUUAUCCCAUGUUUUUAAAACAAAAUGGUAUGAAUAUUGGGAAUUUUUAGAUGAUUAUAUUGAUUUAAGUUCUGAAGAUGGUUUGUCAGCUUUAGAAAAUUAUUUAUCCAACUAUCCUUCAUUGAACAUUGAACAUUUUUCACAGUUGAAUCAUAAUCAUGAAGAUUAUUUGAACAAUAUUACCAGCAGGGAUAGUAGUGAUUGUGGUAGUAGUAGUGACAACAAUAUGCUUGAUAUUUCAAAGGAUUCAAAUCAAAUCAGCUAUUUACUUACACCUACAUCUGCUUUACUUUUUGGUCCUAAUAGUAAUAAUAAUAAUGAUAAUAAUAGUAUUCAUGAUAAUGAUGUGUUCACUCCUGAAACACCAAUAAUACGACUAAAAUCCAAGUCUAACAACAAUACUAAAGAUGAAUUUAGUAAAUCAAUCAAUCAACAUUGGCUGUCAUAUCGUCAAGAUAGAGGAUGUAUUCAUGAAUUGAAUGAUAGUUUAGAAGAGAGUUUCGAUAAAUCAGACUCAAGUAUUCCUUAUCAUGAAGAAAAAUCAGACGGUGGUGAUACUUCAACAAACAGAAUUGUUGCAGUAAGUCCUAUUGUUGGCCUUUUAAAGCGUUUAACUUUCAUAAGUCCAACUUAUUGGUUGAAAAGAAGCAAUCACAAUGAUGAAAAUGACAAGAUAUCUUCAAAUAAUUCACUUACAACCGAUUAUAGCAUAGCUGUUAAUGAAUCAGAUGAAAUAUAUCUAAAUCAGGCUUAUCGAAUAAACGUAGAAUAUCAAAAACAAGUAUCCAGCAUAUAUAUUCUUCGUCUGAUGAACCUAAUAUAAAAAAACAUUCCCCUGAUAAAUCUAAAUCAAAGUUAACCUGUAACAAUAAAAUCACAUAUAUACCAUAUUAUUUCAUUGAUAUUUAUAGAGCACUACCUGGAAAUGAAGAUGAAUUAAUGAAAAGCUUUAUACUAUCAGAUUUAUCAUCAUUUCAAAAUGAUACUUCAUCAUCUCUGUUAACAGAGAUGGUAAAAUUUCCUAGAUGUAGUCAAUUUAGUGAAUACAUUCAUUCCUUACUUCAAAAGUCUUCAUAAAAUUUACACUUUUAACAUUUUGAAAACAAGAUUUAUCACAUAUAAAUAUAUUUUUGCAGAGUUUAUUCAAUUCAUAUUCUAUGUACACACACACACAGAGACAUACAUGUAUAUUUCCUCAUAACAGAUAACCGGUUUUAAUGUUGUCAUACAUAUAUAUAUAUAUUUCACAGAUUUAUUUAUUCAUUUGUUAUAUAUUCAACGUCGUUGGAUUCUGAGUAGAAAAAAUGCUUCAUAUGAAUGAAAUAUCAGAUGUGUUCUCACCCUCCAAACAAGAUCGAAUAAGAAAAGCAUUACUUCAUGCACUAGGCUAUUACGUGACAGUAACAUUCCUCUGUUUGUAGGGUUCAGAAUGAAGUAAGUUGUCUAGUGUCUUCACUUAAAUAUAUCGCUAAAAGACAAGAAAAGAAGGGGGAAAGCUUUAGGACAUGUAUGUAAUUACAUUGGAUAUGUAAUUGUACAACAAAAUUAUUAUUAUUGUAUUAUUAUUUGUCCCUUGGGCUCCUAGUGGAACAUACGGCUUUGGUAGCACGUCUCCACUCCACUCUCUUAAAUCUUUUGAACCUGGCUACACGACUGCCCAGAAGCUCUCAUUUCUUCCUCACAUCACAGACGCCCAAUUCGUCGUUUCUCAUCUGGGUUCCACUCCACGACCUGGGGCGUGAUGUCCCCGAAUGGUCACAGUGCAUGCCCAAUCCAUCUACACUUCCUUCUGCAUAUUUGUUCAGCGAUAGGUUCUUGGUUGGUUCGUCGGCUAGCCAGAGUUCUUUGUUGCUUAUUCUUUCUGGCCAUCCGAGCUUCAGUAACAAGCGUAGGCUUCUCAUCUCUUAUGCAAUGUGGGCAGCCUUGCUAGGUUCAAACAUAGUGCAGACAUUCCAUGUCCCUAUCCUUACUUUCACUUUCAUCGAGAGAAGACACAUCGGCCAGUUGGCUUCCCGAAGGCUUUCACCAAUCGGCGUCAUUUGAACACACGAUCCGUUACUUGAAGGUCUAAUGCUUAUUCUUUCUGAUCUUCAGUAACGAGCCAGCGUAGGCACUUGUUGAUGAAUGUCUGCAGUUUGUUGGAAAUGCCUUUCGUAACGUUCCAAGUCUCUGAACCAUAUAGAAGCACUGACUUGACGUUGGUGUUGAAAAUCCGGAUGUCGGUCCACAUGCUGAGUGCAGGAGAUCUCCACACUGGUUUCAGGCUAAUCAACGCCUGUCUUGCUGUCUUUCCCAUCCUGGCUGCCUUCGACGUCCUCGUCUGUGCCGCCGCCUGUAGUUGAAACGAUGCUGCCUGCCUAGAUAGAUGAAAGAGGCUACUUCCUUUAAGUUUUUCCUGUUCAUGGUGAUUGCAGCUUGUUGUUAGUGGCGUUGGUUGGAUAUCUUCAUCACCUGUUUUCUCUACGUUCACUUGAAGUCCAGUCUUGUUGCCCUGCCUUUUCUGUCAACUUGUUAGUUUUCGCCUGUAGAUCUUCGAGUUUGUGCGACAUUAGACACAAGUCAUCGGCGAAAUUCAGAUCUUCUGGGAUCUUAUCCCCGAACCAGCGUAUCACCCUCUUCUCGCUCCUCAGUGUUUGCUGCUUGAUCCAAUCGACCACAAUCAGGAAUAUCAUGGGUGAUAGUGGACAGCCUUGUCUUACUUCUGUCCCCUGUCUUCACUUCAAAGGCGUCACUGAGCUUUCCGUUGUGAAUUACUUGACAUUUGGCGUCUUCAUACAGUUGUUGAAUGAGGUUGAUAAAGGUUUGCGGUAUUCCAUAGCGUUGGAGCAGUUGCCAAAUUAAUUGUCGGUCGAUGCUGUCGAAGGCCUUCUUAAAGUCGAUGAAGUUGAGGUAGAGAGUUGACUGCCAUUCUAUAUUCUUCUAUGAUGAUGCGUAGCGUUGCAAUUUGGUCCGCACAUGAUUUGUACUUCCUGAAUCCAGCCAGUUAGCCUGUUCCGGUCGUAGUUUUGAAUACAGUGCAUCCAUCGGUCUCUCCAGGAUGAUGCGGCUUAAUAUUUUGCUUGGGGCGGACAGGAGCGUGAUUCCGCGCCAGUUCUUGCAAAGACUUAGGUCUCCCUUCUUCGGGAGUCUGACAGUGUAGCCCUUCUUCCAAUCUGCAGGUACCUUUCCUUCCUUCCAGACCUUCUGCAUUGGUGGUGUGGGCAUGUCCGCUGUUGUCUCUGCGUCUGCUCUCAGUGCUUCUGACGGGAUUCCAUCUGGUCCUGCUGCUUUCCCGCAUUACAAUAAAAUGAUGAAUACUCUUUAUUCUUGCUAAGUGAACUAUUUAUUUUCUAGGAUGAGCAAUAUACACUUCACAUACAUCUCAUUUCGACAAAUUGACUCUAGUUUUCAUAUUUGGUUUCAACCAUCACAUGCUUAGUGUUUCAUAUAUAAACAGCUGCAUCCAUGUAGGAGGGGUGUGUGAUCUUAGUGUGAAAUAACGUAUGACUAGGGCAACUUAUCGAUAAAACAGGAUUUGAAAAGUAGUAUAAUAAAACUUAUGGUAGAUGAACCCUGUUGAAAAGGUGCUUUGAUAAAGCAAGUAUUCAACUUCGUAAUCAAACUGGAGACAGACAAAAUCAACGUAGAAUAUCGCAUAUAUCGGCUCAAGUUGUCACACUUCAUAGUCGUACACAAAGAAGAGAUGGAUAGACAAAGUAGUAUGAGAGAUAAAGGUUAGUGCAAAUAUCCAAGCUUUAGAAGACGUCAAAGAGUGAAUAUCUAUGCGCCAUUGUGACCGAUUUUCAGCUAUGUCACCAAGAGUUUUCAACCAAUGAUUUCUUGCGUCUCAGAGACUAUAAUCAGGUAGUUUACACCUUUCCACAUGGCUUGGAACAAAAGUCAGAGACUGGUAUAACGUCUUAGUGUAGCCACCCUGAUCUCUCUUUCAACCUCACCUGGAAUUGCACAUCGAAGUAGGCAGUGGUAGCUCGAGAUGCGCAGUACAUCUUCAAGCCACCUACCUUGUCAGCUAAUGAAAGUUCAUAAUCCCACCAAUGAACAUUGCCUAUUUUGUCAAAAUUAUCAUCACUGCGUAAUCUAUUUCUUUAUAAUGAACGGUACAACGAGAACGGAGUACAUAUUCAAACAGAUGAGAGAAAAAAAUAAACAGCAUACAUAAGAAAUAAUUAAAGCCUAAUUAGUUGCUGUGGAGAUAUAAAUAAUGACUUUGGGUUUAGUUUCAAUAUAAACGAUGAUAUGACCUUAGGACAGUAUCAUUUUGCCAAAAACUCUACAGAUGUAUACUGCUGCUGGUUAGUUAUGUAGACACUUGACAUGUAAACAGUAAGUCAUGGUUUUGAGUGCUAUUCCGUUCACUGAAAUGUGAACCACUGAGUAAAAUUACUAAUCCCUAUACAAAAGGUACGGCUUAUUUAAUGGCAUAAACUUAGUUCGUUUAUAUUACAAUACAACCUGUCCUUGGAAUUAAAGACGCUUUGUGGCUGGCUAUCUACACUGAUGUAUAACCGUUGACACUAUGAUGUUCUCAAUAUGAAUGCGGAAUUCUUAACUAUUACCUUAGUUACUAGGUCACCGAUUCUGGUGGUUAGUAGAUUAUACGAUUCCGGGAUGUAUAUACUAGACUGUUCUCUGUAAUCCUUACGGACAAUUUCAAAGCCCAUUAAAAACUGUCUUCAUAUUAAAAUCGAAUGUAAAAAAGAAACUGGAUGUGUUCUGUUACUACCUUUAAGAUAGUUACAAAUACAAGCGCAAUGAUCAGUUUGUCUGUUGGAAAUAAACAACACAAUACUUUAGGAAUCCAUUUGGCACUGAACUUGCAUUUGAAGAAUGGACGAGACGAUAAGCGUAUAAGAAAGGCAGUGUUAGCUUACAACUGCAAGAUUGUUUAUAAUCAAAUAUCAGAGCACUUUUUAUCUAUAUCUAAGCAACACGACUAACAUGCUUUCCUGUUUAACGAAACUUCUCACUACGAGAAGCUAUUUUACAUGCUUGGGCAUUGAACUAUAUAGCGAAAAAUCUAGGUUUGUUCUCCAAGCCCAAUUAGAAUGAUUAAUCAGAUGCUCCUACGAUAAAAUCUGGGAAUUGAUUCCUGUAGAAGUGAGAGUACAGUGAAGCAGGUUGGGGAUAAAUUAGUCACGUGGCCACCAGGUACUCGAGCACCAUCAGAUAUGUUGCAGGUUAACAAAUCUUGUAUUCCUCAAUAUUAAGCCUGCUUAAGAUUACCUUAGACCGGGAUGUCCCUGAGGAGUUUUUUAACAUCUUGAUAACCCUAUACUUUAACACCUCAAGUAGCGGAAGCUUGAAGCUACCUAUAUCCAUUGUUUCAAACCAACAGGGCUCGGAUCCACCGUUCCUCUCUUCGCCAUUGAUGAAAUUCUCGAGAUAGCCUUGACGGAAGUGCACGGUGGUAGUGUAGACUCCUUAUCACGAGGAAGACUUUCUAACCUCGAGUAUGCGGAUGAAAUUGGUUUACAGUGUGACAGCAAAUACGCUACUCAAUCAGUGUUCGAAAGUAUGGCAUGUGCCUUGCACCAGCAAACGGGUUUUACAAGAUUACUAGGAGCUUGUGCCAGCACUCACUUUUGUUGGUGAAUCCCUGAGGUAGUUAAAAAGUUUUUAUACCUCGGUAGUUGUGUGCCUGGUGAGGAAGGAGUAAGCGAUACGAUCUCUAACCACGUGUACGAAACCAGAGUAACAUACCAAUCCGUCACUUUUGGCGCCAUCGUUAUGCUAGCCCUCCUCCAAAACGUUUAGUUUACAGUGUACUGAUAUGGGCAUUUCCGUUCUACUCUUGUGAGACCUAGCCGUAACAAGCUGAGGAUGUCCGACAAAUCAGCGUUUUCGAUUACCUUUUUCUUCGCAGUAUCGCUCGCAUUCGGUGGAAACACCAUUUAAGUAGUCAUGAGGUGGCAUGUGUUCGGGCGAGAUUGAAGUGGUCAUUUCUUGGGUGUCAUCUUGAAAUACUAACUUCUGUGGUUUGGACAUGUAUUACGCAUAUCAUCUUGGUGGUUCCGACACCGCUCGCUUUGGAACUGAGUAGAAGAAAGCGAAGGUGACCAGUGUAUGGUGUGGCGCAGUGGGAUGAAAGAUAUUUGUUAAGUUAGCAUUUUUAGGUCCCUUGUGACCUCGUGCAUAGGGUCUGAGAAAUCAUGUAACUCAAUCUAGGACGAUAGCAGAUACGACCCACAAUGGGAAAUAAUGGCGAUCGUUCUGCAGUUUUCUUGGUUCUUCUACUACUUAAGCGUAAAAUGAAGGUGGUGAAUGCUUAUUCAAAUGCAUUUUCACAACUCCUUCUUUAAAAUAACCAACUACUGCUUUUGCAUCCAUCCUCCAUUCCGUCUUCUUUAUCUUCAUAAUUUUACUUUGUUAUUUUGCAUAGUGCCGGUUUUGCAUCGAGUUUGUGUUCUAGCGAACAAACCGUAAUAUUAAAUUUUACAUUACAAUCGCUCCCAACAGGAUUUAACAGUUUUUGCUUUCUAUAAAGUGACAUGAAUUAUAGAAGGCUUUAAGAAAAAUGAAACCCCGGCUGAUGAUUUCUGGGCAUUACAACCCAUGUAUAGGGUUUCUGAGUAGGAUAUGAUUAGGGUAUCGUAUCC